Messenger RNA from Branchiostoma floridae (Florida lancelet), 7291 nucleotides. RefSeq names its product synaptotagmin-14-like. The transcript is spliced from 11 exons. Bases 55 to 4221 code for a protein of 1388 amino acids. Lineage: Eukaryota; Metazoa; Chordata; Leptocardii; Amphioxiformes; Branchiostomatidae. The record is from RefSeq and is a predicted model, not a curated record.
CCAAUAAGGAAGAACCCGUUGGAAAGUUCUUCCCAGGUAUUUGGAUCCCAUCCAAUGAGUGAAGACAGAAAGAUAAAACUUAUGACAGAUUCUCAGGUGCAAACAGUUCCCAUACCAAGGAGUCGAGAGGAGGUUUUAAAAGAUCUGGUCAGGAGUGACACUCAGGAUGGAGUAUCUUCCACUGCUGGCCAGGAACGGACUAUGCCUAUGCUAAAUAAAACUGACUCUUGGUCUUGCAUGAGUUCUCAGGAAUGUGAGACAAAAGGUGAAAAACAUGGUCUGCAACAUCCUGAAAACAACUAUGUUCCCGAUACUGUUGGUGUUACAACAAGCUGUAAGAAAGAAGAGGAGAAACAUGUCAACAGUUCACAGGGUUCCUGUCAAAAUGGCAAAGAUGCGGAAAAGGUGGAGGACAAAAAUGUGGAAGGUAAAGUUUUUUCCACCAGUUUCUUUAGCUUUGGACAAAAGGCGCAAGAUGAAGGGAGUGCCUCUUUGAUCAACCAGCUCUCUAGUGGAUUUGGGAAGCUGUCCAAGUUAAAAAGUUGGGUUGGUGACAGUAUAGCCUCUACAGCAAUGCAAAUCACUGGAAGAAAUGGCGAGAAGACUACAGACUCUAUGGACCAGCAACAAAACCAGAAUAUUUCAGAACACUGUGCCUCAGAAACUGUGUCAACAGAUGAACACUCAGGUGAUAGUCCAUUGUCCUCAGGAUACUCAUCCUCACAUGGGAGAACAGUACAGCAUGGUCUGCCAAAUCCACAGCUCUCUCAAGCCCCUGUUAAUGAACCACCCUUCACAGCUACUUACGUCACUGUACAAAGUGUAAGUCCACGCGGCACUCUGUUUCAUUUACUUCAAAAGCCAGAAGAAAUAGCAAAAAGUGAUUCCAUUUCCUCAACAGGUAAUCCUAAAUCAUCAGAGACUUCUCAAGUUAGGUGCCAAAAAGAGAAAACAGGACAGGAGUUCCAGGUACCACAGACCACCCUUACUGAGCCAGUGCCACAGGAGACGACAUUGCAAGUGGUACACCAUGUGCGCCACACACGCCCAGUCCAAAGGAAAGGAAUGAGACGAUCUGCCUCUCUGCCCAGACAGGCCCACUUGGCCUCUUCAGAACCAAGGUCAGUACACGGACAUGUACAUAAUGUUGGAGUGGUCACAUCUACCUCACAAGAACAGCUGCAAAGACUUCCAAGGAAGGGCAUCCUUCAUCAAAAACAGCACGUAUGUGACGUGCCCUUCCAGAACUCUGAGCUAUGGAGAAGAAGGGGGUCCAACUGUGUGCACGUCGACACUCAGGAAAUAAUAUCUAGUGAUGCUGCAGCAUCGGAUGACUCCAAGAUGUCAUAUUCUACAAAACGACAAAAACAUGUCACAUACAGUCCUUAUGUACAGAGGAAAAUCAUUUCCCCCAGACAUUCUCCGAAGGAUAGGCCAAAGUUUGUCAUCCCUUUUCUUGUUGAGUAUGAUGACAGUACCAGUACCAGUGAGGAAGACUUACAAACAAUGUACAGUAAGUCCUCUGCCUCUGCUCAAGGCAAAGGUUAUGAUCAGAGAGGUCAUUGUGCAAGCCAAAAACCAAGAAGUAGUGAAAUGACAGCUGGACAAAAAAAGUUGUCUUCCAACUCUAGUGAUAGUCCCCAGGCAUCCUCAGGUUUAUCAAAAAAGACAAGCAGUAACUCUACUGAUGGAGUUUUGCCAUUAGAUCACAGACAGGCAUCUGCAAACUUUCUACAGGUUCCAGGAACUGUACCUUCUGUAAGACCAAAAGUCAGGUUGAGACUUGGUGAUGAGGACUCUUCUGCGGGAAGAAGACACUCUAGAGAAAAAGGCUCCAUGCAGCAAUCAGGCAGACAAAGCAGGAAGAAAUCCCUCUCUCCGAGCAGACAGGCCGUUAGUUCUGAAGAUGACCCUUGUAUGUAUAGAGUGCAGAUACCGCCACAAGUGGAGAGAAAGUCGAGAGAAAUGGAAUCAGUGCGUCACCCAAAAAACAGGGCACAGGUUUCAAUGCCUGAUGAGGUUGAUUUCGUAUCAUCACAUCCCUUGGAAAGUGCUGCCAUUGGGAAAAGUAGGAAGGAUCAAACACUUGGAGUUGAUAAAACAGCAGAGACCAGACAUGGUAAGGCUAGGCCUCCACAUCUGGAACAAAGCAUGGGAAGAGAUGGGACAGGUGAUGUAGCGCCAGGGACUAAGGAUAGAGAGAAAUUGCAGAGAAGAAACAGCAUGGGGAGGAGUAGAAGAGAUAGAACAGUAACCAGUGCAUCAGGGGACAAAGACGUGUACUUGAAUUCUCACUCAAAGCAUAGUAGAUAUCAGCAUCGAAGCAGGAGCAUGGACAGAGACAAAACGGGUAAGACUGAUGACAGAACAUCGUGGACCAAAGUCAGUGAGGAGAGGCCAUGGCAGCAACAUGGAAGCCACAGUCCGAGGAUCACUAAAAGGGAUGGGACAUCAGAGACUGUUAGGGUGAAGUCAAGGCCUCUACAAUGGCAACAAGACAUGCCCAAUGCUGCCAGUAGGAGAAGCAGGAGAGAGGACAACACUGCAGAAAUGGGAAAGAUUCUCUUCUGGAGUCAAGUAGCUGCCAAAUCACCUCAGCUCAAGCCCAGAAUCAUCCAUUCACCUCAACAAAUCUACGGGACUGCGUACCAGGUGGAGGAGGAGACGUCCUCAGACAGUGAUGACGAAGUGUUGCAGCAGUACAAACGCUCCAUGAGUCAGCACUCCGUCCGCAGCAAGGCCAGCGUCCGCUCACAAAGGUCCAAGAAGGCCGAGAAGUUGGCCAGCCCUAUAGAAAAACCAGAAGCAGAAGCUGCUUACCAGCCCAUAGAUGAGCCCGAUCGUGAGCCCGAUCGUGACUACCAUCGACCAACCAGAGCCAAGCCCGAUGACCCGUACUCUCGGCUGGAGAAGGGCGAGCCAGAGGAGGAGAUUGUGGAGAGUGACUUUGAGCACGACCACGACCAUGCAGCCUACCUGGAGUAUGAAGAGGGCCUGGACAAUGAGGCCUACGACAGCGAGGGGGCAAAUGGAGCUUACGGAGACCAAGUGUCCUACCAUUCCCAAGAGAAGCGCAAAAGACUGAAAUCUCGGAGGCAUCGACCAGAAGGCAGGAGUAUGGCCUCUGAGCUGAACAAGGAGGGACGUGGUGGAUUGUCGUCCGGCGAGGAAUCGGUGGCGACAUUUUCAGGGGAAGUUGUGAGUGCGGACGAAAUGUCUGUCAUAAGUUCAGCACCAGAUCCCAAUUGGAAAAAUAAAGCUCAGGAUAGAGGAUACUAUGAUGUUGACCAGCCCUAUGAGGAAGACAGUCAGCUCAUCUCCAAGUGUGGUGUGCUGGAGGUGGCGUUUGCAUACGAUGCACCAAAUCGCAAGAUGACAGUGUCCAUCGUCCAGGCACGGGAUGUGCCAUCCAAGGAUCGAGGAGGGACCGGUGGAUAUCAGGUGCACAUGGUGCUGCUGCCCACCAAGAAACAGCGCUGUAAGACUAAGGUGCGACAGGGCAACAACCCUGUCUUCAAGGAAUCCUUUCGCUUCUCAAGAGUCAACCAAAACGAGCUGCCUGACAUGGGCGUACGCUUUCGGCUGUAUGCCUGUGAGCGGAUGAAGAAGGAACGGCUGAUCGGGGAGAAGCUUGUUGGCUUCAGUAACCUCAAGUUGGACCAACGGGAGAGCAUGGCGGUGACACUACCGCUGGAGCCAAGGAGCAACCUCAGUGGAGGAGACUCCCAGUUCAGCCUGUCAGGACUGUCCAGAAGUGACAGUGGAUCGUCCAGCCAGUCCCUGACCCACGCGGGGGGCGUGCCGGAGCUGCUGGUAGGUCUGGCCUACAACGCCACGACAGGACGGCUGUCGGUGGAGGUCAUCAAGGGCAGCCACUUCCGCAACAUGGCCAUGAACAGAGCACCAGACACUUAUGUGAAGAUAUGUCUGAUGGCUUCUAAUGGCCAAGAGCUGUCCAGAAGCAAGACGUCCAUCCGCCGUGGCCAGCCCAACCCUGUCUACAAGGAGACCUUCAUCUUCCAGGUGGCACUGUUCCAACUGUCAGAUGUCACGCUCAUGUUCUCUGUCUACAAUAAACGGGGGAUGAAACGGAAGGAAAUGAUUGGUUGGUUCUCUCUCGGGUUAAACAACAGUGGUGAGGAGGAGCUGAACCAUUGGCAGGACAUGCGGGAGUCUAAGGGGCAGCAGGUCUGCAGAUGGCACGUGCUUCUGGAGUCAUGAGUGAGCGGCUCCUGAUCGCAGAUGCACACUUUCCUCCAGCUCAGUCUGUGCCCCCUGGAAUUCUCUUACAACCUUCUUUGGUUCAUCAGAAAAGCAUCAUAUAGUUACAGCAUACCUGCCAAAAGGAAGUCUGAUCAAAUCUCCAUAGCUGAUCCAGGUUUAAGUUUCCUAUGUCUAGAUUUUAAAGGAAGCAAAAGUGUUCAAACUAUCUACAGAUCUGUAGUCAUGUUCCUUUAAUGCACCCUUGUAAGCUACAUUGCACUUUAUAAGUGAUGAAAAAAUACGAUAUUAACCUUCCUGAACUUUCCAUGAAAAUGUGACAAUGGGUGCAGCCGUAGAUACGUCACUUGGUCCAAAAGUGAUUUACUCUCAGAUAGCAUUACGUUUUAUAUGUAAGUAUUUAAAAGAUGAUAAUUUAUUGGAAACUUACAUUUAAGAUUCCUCCGUAUUUGUGACAAAAUGUCCAAGAAAUUAUCCUUCUUGUGUGCUAUUUAAGUUAAAUAGAUAAAACCAGAAGUGAUGGAUGAAUCAUGUGAAAAAUUCUUUAUUGAACAGCUCUCAUACAGCACACGAAGGUAGUGCAUUACAUAUAACCAAUGGUAAAGCCUUGACAGUGACAUAGGUAUACAUGUAUAUCAGUCUAUGACAAUGGACUAGCUGAACAUACUAACCACUAGAAGUCAAUGUGAAUGAAAAAUAUAAUAAGAUUGCCUUGUCUGCUACUAAACAAGAUGAUACAUGUGAAUUGCCCUCUUAGUAGAGGUAGCAAGAUGUUAUUCUCUAUAACAAGAUAGUGUACAGUCAUUUAUUAUAUGAGGCCACGCCAUCUAAUAGUAUAUGGUUUGAUUUGGGAUUUUGAUACUGCUUACGAUAUAGACGAGUAUUACGUGAAGAAGAAAUGGAGCUAAAGAGCGAGAAAUAAGAAAGCAUGACUAGUGGUGUACAAGUCAACUUAGGACACAAAAUUUGUUGAAAAAGGGUUAUGUGAAGAAAGGAGGUAUAGGUACAUAUACAUGAAGGAAGUGCAUUGAAAUUAAUUCCUGUGAUUGUCCUUAUGUUAUGGAGUCCAAUGUGAUGUUAAAAGAUAGUUGAUAUACAGGACAGUAUGAUUUAUUACAACCAUGUUAAGCAAAACAAAGUUAGAGAAACAAAUCCUCAAGCCAAAUCAUGAUUACAUUGUUGGUGUGGUCAACUCACUAAUUCACUUCAAGAAGAAAAGUAACAGAGAGUAACUAUGAUAAAUAUACAAUAUGUAUUCUGCACCAAUCUUCUCAGCCAUGCCACACAACUAGGCACAUGACUAGUAUUAGUAUUAAUACUAAUUAAUACAGUAGAAAUGGCAGCAUUGGUGAGAGCGUAAAAUAAAAACGUAUUUAAUUGUUAUAUGUAUAUAGUGUAAGGUGUACAUUUUACUAUAUUGUGUAACAAAUUAGACUUAAGAGAAUCAAGUGAUACCCUCACAUGGACGUUACAAGGCCAUGUUGUGUAGAUUAAAUCUGAAGAAAAUUAUGAUAUAUAAUAUAGCUGCUGAUAUGAAUCCUCAAAUGAAUUACAUCAUGUAUGUUGAACACAGCAUGUUUUCAUUUUAAUGUAUUUUACAAAUGAAUGUUAGAUUAUUGUCCCUGAAAGUGUAGAGACUGAGAUAGUGAGUUUUAUCCCUGGCACAGAAAAUGAUUGUAAAAGUGAGAUUUUUGGUUUGCUACAUGCUGAAAUAUUGGUUGAAGACAUGGUUAUAUGGCACCUGUGGGGCUGCCCAAUUAAAGUGCUAAAUAAAUUAUAUGUUCAAACUUAUUAAGGAGGAAAAAUGACCUCUUUACACUAAAUAAACACUAAUUAAAGCAAAACAUGACUAUAAACAUGCACAUCCUGAAAAAAAAAUGCCAGCAGAAAUUCUGUACUGUUCUUUUCAUAUUUCUGUACUUGUGGUAUAUUUUGCAUGCUUGUAUGUGUGUGAAUUUGUUGGAACAUGUGUUGUUUGUGUGUGAAGAUCUCAACAUGGAUGAAGUUCCAUGAAAUAGCAAACUAGUGUGUUUUAACUUUUUAAGAGAAUCCUUUCAAUAUGAAUUUUAUUACAUUCCAUGGCCUACAAAGAAGUCAUUGUUUAACAAGGCAUAUAACGUUAUAUCUAAGGGGGAUUCAACAGCAGAAGCAAGUGUUCUGGUAUAAUUACAGAUACUAUUUUUACUGAAUCAAACAAAAUAUUUGGCAACUUGACAUUGAAUUUGACAGCAGUUGCAAUACAUGUGUAUUCUGAUAUCCUCCUGACUACCCUCUUAUUCUAUAUUCUGAUAUUGUCAUAACUACAGAUAAAAUUACAGUCAGGUGCACCAUAUUGUAUGAAAAAUUAAUUUUCCUAGAGGUGUCAAAUAUUCUACAUUUAUUACUCUUUUAUACCAUACAAUUUUAUCAGUAAAGACCCCUAAGAGCUGUUUUGACCAAAAUUUGUAUUUGUUGUGAGGUUACUUGCAUUGAAAUAUUCUUUGGAAACUUGAAUGGCAUUUAUACCCACAAUGCAAAGGAGAUUAAUAUCCUUUUCACUUGUACGAAUACUACCCAUUCAUUUAUCCAAAACAUUUUAAACCCUCUUUUUAAACACACAGUUCUUCAAAGUGGCAGAUAUACUAUUUAACCUUGCAGAAGAGUUGUAAUGAGGGUGAAGACAGAUCUGAAUAUUACGACUGCAGGACACAAGUGAUUACCUUAUAGUGUUUACAUUGUUUAACGGAGUGUGGUGAUUUGCAAGUCAUUAAAAAUGCUACGAACCUUGAUUACCCAGUAAGUAAAGCAGAUCGAACCUGAAUUGGAAUGCUUGAGACCAAAUGUAAGUUAUUAUGUAACACUUAGCAUGCUAAAUGAAUAUGGUAAUGACAAGGAUACACAUGAUACAAGAACAGCUAUGAGUACUGUGAGCUUAUGUGGAAAAACUCCAUUUUUAGAUAAAUGACUUAAAGAAUUGACUUUGAAGAUGAUUAUUUAAGUUAUGACUGUUUUUUUUACAGGAGACUGCUUUUUCUGUGAGUGAGGAAAACAACAUUGAGUGUUAAUAUAAUAAAGCAAUGCUACAAACCUA